Messenger RNA from Lactuca saligna, 763 nucleotides. The record is from the annotation of a GenBank genome assembly. Lineage: Eukaryota; Viridiplantae; Streptophyta; Magnoliopsida; Asterales; Asteraceae.
GAUCAUCCUUUCAUAAAGAUGUCGAAGCGAGGAAGGGGAGGUUCUGCGGGUAACAAAUUUCGAAUGUCACUGGGUCUGCCAGUGGCGGCGACGGUGAACUGUGCUGAUAACACCGGAGCAAAGAACCUUUACAUAAUAUCCGUAAAGGGAAUCAAGGGACGUUUGAAUCGGUUGCCUUCAGCAUGUGUUGGAGAUAUGGUGAUGGCUACUGUGAAGAAAGGAAAACCUGAUCUUCGUAAGAAAGUGAUGCCUGCUGUAAUCGUCAGACAACGCAAGCCAUGGCGCCGAAAGGAUGGCGUCUUCAUGUACUUUGAAGAUAAUGCUGGCGUUAUUGUCAACCCAAAAGGAGAAAUGAAAGGGUCUGCAAUCACUGGACCGAUUGGGAAAGAAUGUGCUGAUCUGUGGCCAAGAAUUGCUAGUGCAGCAAAUGCAAUAGUCUAAGAAUUUUCUUAUUCUUCACAAAAUCAAAUUUGUAAAACAUGAGCUGCCUGAGUUUUUUUUGGUUCUGUUUGUUAUAUACUUUUAGUUGACUUUUAUAUUCCAUUGGAAGGUGAUGAUAUGCUUAAAAUGCUUGAUUGUCUUAUGAUAUUUUGUCCAUUUUGUUAAAAAGCAGUGUAUUUAAAUUAUUUACCAAAUAAGUGUAUUUCAUAUUUAAAAUUAAGUUAAUUAAAAAAAUUGACCAUGACCUUCUUGUCUUCCCUCAACCUACGCCUUCAUUCUGUCACCUAUGCUUUUGCAGUUCUUCUCCUUCAUGCCUUCUCCU